Molecule: messenger RNA, 905 nt
Organism: Drosophila serrata
Lineage: Eukaryota; Metazoa; Arthropoda; Insecta; Diptera; Drosophilidae
Gene: EMC7
Product: ER membrane protein complex subunit 7
Cellular component (GO): EMC complex
Molecular function (GO): carbohydrate binding
Source: RefSeq, a predicted model, not a curated record
AACUGCUGACAUCGAUGAUAUUCCACCUCUAAUUGGAUGAUUUUCAUGAAAAAAUCUUAAUUGACUGAAAAUGUGGGUUAGCUGUAUUGUUUUCGCGGCUCUGCUCGUCCUUGGUAGCAGUGAGGUGAUAAUCGGCCAGGACGAGCUGGUAGAUGAAGUCUCCGGUCUUUACACCAUUGAGGGCCGUGUCUCGCCGCCUGACAGCAUCAUUCCGAGAGGUCCUGGGUCGCCUGUGAAUAAGGAGGCAUCCAAAUGGCAGACUGAGGUGACCGUUUCCAUAAACGACGGCGAGUUCAAGGGAUUCGUGCGCGAGGAUGGCCAGUUCCUGAUCAGCGGAGUUCCCUCCGGCAGCUAUAUCCUGGAUGUCCACCAUCCUGAUGUAUUCUACGAGCCGGUGCGCGUCGAGAUCAAUCCGAAGGGAAAGUUCCGUGCCCGCAAGGUGAACUUUGUCCAGCCGGCGCAAAUCAUGCAGGUGCCUUAUCCGCUGAGAAUGAAGCCACUGAUGCCCUUCAAGUACUUCCAGACUAGGGAGCAGUGGAAGAUUACCGACUUCCUGUUCAGCCCCAUGGUGCUGAUGAUGGUUCUGCCCCUGCUGCUUAUGCUGGUGCUGCCCAAGAUGAUUAACGAUCCCGAGACCAAGAAGGAAAUAGACAACCUGCAGUUCCCAAAGAUGGGCAACGACAUGCCCGAGAUCAGCGAGAUGCUGACUUCGUUGCUGACGGGCAAGCAGCCGGAGCCCAAGGAGAAGAAACCAGCUCCGGCCACUAGACAGACGAAGAAGCGCAAGGAGCAGUAGCUAGAAGAUCGCAGCAGCAGCAGCAUAUAGCGUUUAGCCUUAAAACUAAAGAGAGCAGCGUGGUGCUCACAGUCAUUUGUUGGAGUAAAUAGUAAAUUUUCACACUAAA